Molecule: messenger RNA, 5976 nt
Organism: Xenia sp. Carnegie-2017
Lineage: Eukaryota; Metazoa; Cnidaria; Anthozoa; Malacalcyonacea; Xeniidae
Product: thrombospondin type-1 domain-containing protein 7A-like
Exons: 12
Coding region: 732-5507 (1591 amino acids)
Source: RefSeq, a predicted model, not a curated record
AUGAUGUGAAGAACGGAAAUGCUUCCCGCUGUCUAAUCUCUCAUUAUGAUGUCUAACGAUCAAAUGAUGGUCCGGUAUGCAGCUCCCAAAGCACAUUCCGCUUCAUGUGUACGGUACAGAAUCUGCUUCUAGACGACCAGGAAGGACAACUUCUGCUCUUCACGAUAUCAAAGAAAGCAUUCAACGUUGCUGGGGGAAAAAGCACUUGAGAAGGAUCGUUAAGGCUUACACUGGCGAGAAAGGACGGUUUGAAGCUCUCCCUCGCCACGGUUCAAGGCUGAUUAUUUUCAACUUUAUGUGCACGUACGUAGCACUCCGCUUCGGAAAGUACUGUUAGUGUUCAAUCAGCAAAGGAGCUUGAUAAGUUCGUAAGCACCGAUCGUCUACGUUGACGGAACGUUGUAAAGUCGAAGGACUGAUUGUUUUCUGUUGGACGCAGUUGGGUGUUGACAAGAUAGAGAUUUUCGCGCGAAACUAGUUUUGUUGGCUUCUCGAGAGAGGAACGUUAGAAUGUUGAAGUUUGAAGUUUAAGUAAAAUCCUUGUACAGUGGUCUAGAUUAUCCUUUGCACUGCAAGAUUUCCUUUGCGUCGAUGAGACAUUGACGAAAUCGUGGAAACACAAUAUCCAUUAAAAUCCUUGUACAGUGGUCUAGAUUAUCCUUUGAAUUGCAAGAUUUCCUUUACGUCGAUGAGACGUUGACGAAAUCGUGAAAACACAAUACCCGCGUUGAAUGGCUUUCGUCUCCUUGUUGAAUCCUUUCGAAUUAAAACCAAACAUGUUGUCGACAUUUUUUAUGAUUAUCUUCGCACUUUCUACAAAUUGCAAAGCUUUCGCCACGGACGUCCAUUGGGUAGUGUCGUCAGCGGGCCGCUGCUCUCUAAAUGAUACGAUUUCUGGACUAUGUGCAAGCAAAAGAACAAUUCAGUGCGUCGUAAAAGAAAGUGAGCGAAUCAUACCUGAUUAUUACUGUGCUAACUUGACUUCAAAACCCUUAGGGCAUUUAAAAUGCGGCAAUUGUCCCGGACGUUGUGUUACCAGCAUGUGGUCAUCAUGGCAACCCUGUGACGUGGCGUGCGCGCGCACGUUCCGUUUCCGGACGCGCAGUGUUUUGUGGAAAGACGUCGAUUCGGCGACGUGCCCCACGCUACUGGAGACAUCGCCGUGUCCCGAAUGCGCAGGAAGUGCUCAAAGUUUCUAUUUUUGGAGGGUAGGCGAAUGGGGAAGUUGUCAUGUUUUUACGAAAAAGAAGAUUUAUACAGCUAACAAUAAGCGACCCUCGCGUGCUAACGAUGGUGGUUUAUGUGGACCGGAAUUGAAAAUUGGUCAAGUGACGCGAACGGUAAAAUGCAUCGAUACGAAUGGCGUCGAGAAAAAAAAAAGUCUUUGUAUGAACGCUAAAGAUAAAGAUGGGCGAAUAACACAGGAACCCGAACAGAGCAUGGUUUGCCAUUUGCCGUGUGAUUGUCACAUGUCGACAUGGAGCUCUUGGAGCAAAUGUCCCGGCAACUGUUCUUUCGGGAACGAAACUCGUACGCGCAAAGUUUUGUACCCACCACGACUAGGUGGAAGAGCUUGCGGCGCCUUGGUUGAAACACGAUCUUGCAGCACGAAAUGCCCCGAGUACAAAUGGUUUACAACGGCCUGGGGGCAAUGCGAUGCACUUGGGGACGGUGCUAGUACGUUUGAGAGCACGGGUAACAUAUCGGGCAGCGGUAAAUCCACUCGAUGUGGCAAUGGACUGCAGCAGCGCAUGGUCUUUUGUAUUGUAGCAAAUACCAACUUAAACUCUAGCGAGCUCGUGCCUGUGGGCAAUAGUCAAUGUGAUGACACAAAAAAACCUGUUGCUUGGCAACUAUGUCAAAUUCCUUGCUCUCAAGACUGUGUAGUUAGCAGUUGGAGUGAUUGGAGACCGUGCUCUAUUUCAUGUGGAAGUGGGGGGAUGAAGAGUCGGGUACGUCGUAUUGUUCGACCUGCAAGUCACGGGGGGCAUGAAUGCCCGAGCCUUAUAGAAAUGGCGCCUUGCUUUUCAGUUCCGUGUACGUCAUGGACAAAGAAGAUGUGGAGUGGUUGCAUGGGCACCGGAAGAUGUGGCGCAGGUAAGCUUCAUCGGACAGUCUUCUGUGUAAGUGGGGGUCAAUGGGUAGAUGACAGCAAAUGCACCUCCUUCAAACCUCCUGUCGUGUACGACUGUAUGGUGCCCUGUCCCAAGGACUGUGUGAUAAGCGAGUGGAGUAACUGGGGGGAGUGCUCAAAAUCUUGUGGCAAGACGGGGGGCGUGCAGAUCCGAGAACGGAGCAUCUUGGCAAACGCGUCUAAAACACGUCGUGCCUGUCCAACUGUGCUCAAACAAAGACGAAGAUGCAAUAUGAACAGUGCAUGCCAAGGCGAAAUGUCGUACAUGUGGAAAAUGUCUGAAUGGGGAACAUGCACGAAACACGUGAACGGAAGCUGUGGUUUGGAAAUGGGUGAACGAAAGCGGAUUCUUCAUUGUGGGAAUGGAGUGAAGAAUUUCGCGAAUAAUACGAGAUGCGGUAAUCUGCCGAUGCCAGCUAUUGUAAAGAAAUGCGACGUGCUGUGCCCGCAAAAUUGUGAGGUCAGCAGAUGGAGUAAGUGGUCGAAGUGUAACGCGACUUGCAGCUCGAAAGGCAUUGAAAUUUGUACUCGGUUCGCGGUGCAACUUCCAUUGAAUGGCGGUUUGCCAUGUCCUCCGCAAAUGAUCCAUGGCAUGGAAACGAAAACUCGAGCGUGUACGACAGCGGCCGAAGCUUGUUACGAGUACUCAUGGAGCAGUAGUGAUUGGACACAUUGUCAGAUGCUACCUCAAGCCAAGUUGACGCAGACCAAUUGUGGCAACGGCUAUCAGACCAGGGUGAUAUCUUGCGUGAGAUCUGACGGAGAGCUUGUGGAUAAUUUUUAUUGCCUGCAGUUUCGACUUCAGAUGCCACCUAUAGCAAUGAGGAGCUGUUGGCAACCAUGCAGUGAUCAUUGCGUUCGAAGCGGUUGGUCAAAGUGGUACGCAUGUCCAUCAACCUGCACGCGAGAUGCACCCGUGCGAUAUAGAAUGCGUCAAGUAGUCAAUUUAAGUCCCGCACGCGGGGGAUUCAGUGCCACCUGCCCAAAGCUUUCUUCGCUCGAUUUUGAAGAGAAAGAACCCUGUCCUAAGAUGCCGUGUAAAAGCUACAAAUGGUCUGUUUCGUCCUUUGGGAGUUGCAUUCCUCACGACAGAGUUACGAGUUGUGGCGAAGGUAGCCGAGAACGACACGUGUUUUGUCGCAAUAGGAAUGACUUAAGUUUGGUUGCGGAUUCUUUUUGUGACAAGGCAAAUAAACCGACGUUUUACCAACGUUGUGUUGUGGAGUGCGACCAAGAUUGUAUUGUGAGCCCGUGGGGAAAUUGGGACCGACAAUGUUCGAGUACUUGUGGGGAAACCGUGCACUCUAGAAAUCGCAGCGUCGUGAAGAAAAACAUUGGUCUCGGUCGAAUUUGUCCCAGUCUCUUUGAUAAGCAGCUUUGUCGUGAAGAACCGUGCUCGUCCUUCAAAUGGAAAGUGGGAAUUUGGAAGACCUGUGCCGUCAAAUCACGUUGUGGUAAUGGCACUCAAACUCGGCAAGUCACGUGCUCCCCCGACCCCGAUCGCGAUUGGUUGUGUUCGAGACAGGCUCCCAAACCUCUUUCAACGAAAACAUGCUCUCUUCCCUGUCCAGGUGAUUGCGUCAUGAGUGAAUGGUCUUCGUGGUCCAACUGCGCCAAGGGAAAACACGGUUGUGUGACGAUGCGUAGACGACAGAUUUUGCGGAAAGAACACGCGACGUCCGCGGUGAAAUGUUACCGAAAUGCAACGGAAGAAACAGCAAAUUGUAAAUGCCAGAGCGAAGGGGUGAUUGUGAUCAGCAAUUGGACGAGCUGCUUAUUGCAUAACAAAACUGGACCUGAUUGUGGGGAAGGUGUCCAGCACAGAUCAGUGAUAUGUGAAGGUGACAACGAAAAAGUCCUGGAUGACAAAUAUUGCUCAACCAUUGAAAAGAAUGCGAAAACCCGCCCAUGCAAAGUCUCGUGCCCCGUUGAUUGCUUUAUGGGAAACUGGGGCGAGUGGUCGCACUGCACCAAGAGUUGUGGUCUCGACGCUCAAACUCGACGCUUUCGAAGAACAAUAGUAUCCGGACAGAAUGGCGGGAGAAAGUGCCCUGUCGAAAUGCAAACUCGGCCGUGCCACGUGCCACCUUGCUUUACCUACCGUUUGAACAAUGGAAAAUGGGGAAAGUGCUAUGUCGAUGGUCGCGGGUGUGGUCGGGGGUUGCAAGAAAAGGAGACGACGUGCGUUAGAAGCGAUGGGGAAGUUGUCGGUCUUCAUUUUUGCUUUGGUUCAGUGAUAAAAUCCUCAGAUGUUCACUUGAGACUCAAUGUUCUUCGCAAUAUCAUCAACAACAGUUCUCAGCUCUCAAUUACGUCAUCCCGUAAUUGUGACGUAGCAUGUCCCGGUGAUUGCGUAAUGUCUGAGUGGAGCGAAUGGAGCGAAUGUGGAAGAAGCUGUUUUUCAAACACAACUGAACAUCAACAAACUCGAACACGAGUCGUUAUAUUUAAGGCAGAUGCGGGAGGGAAAGCUUGUUCCUCUGAUCUUCUACAAACACAAAAAUGUCAGACACAAAAGUUGGGCUCCCCGUGUAUUGGUACGCUAUGGAAGACUUCACCGUGGUACACAAAUGGCACACGGACGGUUUGGUGUGAGACUUCAAAUGGAAUAAAUGUAACUGGUGGAUGCGCAAUGCUUAACAAACCAUCGGUCAGAAAAAUAUGUACGCCUUCUUGUUCAGAUUCAAAUUCCCAAUGCGAGAAUGGCGUAUGUGUUUGUAAAUUGUACUACGAACUCUUCAAUGGUGAAUGUAUUCCUGUCAAUGGCUGUCUUCGCGAUACUCACUGCGUUUUGAAGCACCAAGUUUGCAAGAGUGAAAAAUGUUCGUGUGCGGAUGGCUUCGCUUGGAAUGCCUCUUCUUCUUCGUGCAAAUUAUUGAGCAUAAAUGAAAAAACGGUAACUAUGACAACGAAAACGCUUGCCACCAUGGGAAAAACGGAAACUACCGAAACGACAACGGAAAUUGAAACGGACGUGAUGUUGUCCACCACAGCUUCGCCACAAAUUGACGCGACAAAUGAAAGAAGUUCCAGCGCACCGUCCUCUAAGAAGUCCACAAUCACGAGUACUACUAAAGCAACGAAAAAUAUUUCCGUCAUCGUAACUCAAGAAAUGUUGAACAGUCCGAGCACGGAGAAUCCCGACAAGAAGGCAAUAUAUGAUUCUGACGAUGGAAUUACAAAUGAAUUUUGGAAAUGGAUCGGCAUCGGUAUUGGCGCUCUCGUUUUCUUCCUCGUUUUGGCUGUUGGCUUUUACUGUUACUCGAGGAGAAAUCGUAAAGCAAAGCACAAAAUGAUGAAACUAAAGAGAAACACAAUCGAACUGGUCGGAGUGGUCACCUAUAGCGAGGAAGGAAAAACUGACUCGAUUUGACCACUUCGUAUUCGAAAUUAUUUUCAAAAAACCUGACAAAAUGAACGAAAAGUUUCAUUAGAAGAGUUUUUGGAAAGAUCGACCGGUGUGGUGGAGGAACGAAAUUUAGAUGUGACUAUUGCAUUAUAAUUUAUAAUACGAAAGUUGAGUAUAUAUCAAUGAACUUUAGACUCGAAAUUACGAGCGCAAGAACGACUGCGAUCAUCGAAUUGCCACCAUGUUGAUGUUUUUCGGAAACGUUUAAAGUCGGAAUAUCAACUUUCCAAUAUCGCAGAUACUGGCAGAAGAAGUUUCGUAGUCACGCGUCGUCGAAAUUCAAAAGCGCCGAGAACCCGGUGUUGCCCCGUGGUUAUUUAUACUAGUUUUAGAGGUUUCGAUUUAUAUGUACAUAUUAAAUAAAAAAUUUUAACGGCAGCAAAUGUCCAAAAAUUAGAAGAGAAUCAAUGAAAAAUAGAGUUUUUACAUAAGA